This is a messenger RNA of Dovyalis caffra, 3342 nucleotides long. NCBI's taxonomy places the organism in Eukaryota, Viridiplantae, Streptophyta, Magnoliopsida, Malpighiales, Salicaceae. The record is from the annotation of a GenBank genome assembly.
AUGUCAACAUUAAAUUCUGGACAGGAGAGGAAAAACCCAUCUGGUUUAUUCCUUUUCUAUGCAAGAAAAUGGAACUUUUUGCUGUUAGGAUUGGUGGGUGAUGAUCAAAUUGGGGUUUUGAAUAUGUUAUCUGAAUUGGGAAGGAGGCCGAUGAUAGGAACCAAUGAUGGAUCAUUUGGUGAUGAUUUAGAUAACGAGAUAGGGUUGUUGUUGCGGGAGCAACGUAGACAAGAGGCUGAUGAUCGUGAGAGAGAGCUUAAUUUGUACAGGAGUGGCUCUGCGCCUCCAACUGUGGAGGGUUCAUUAAAUGCAGUCGGGGGCUUGUUUGGCGGUGGAGGCAAUGGUGGUGCCUCCUUCUCAGAUUUUGCUAGUGGAAAAAAUGGGAAUGGUUACAACAUACCCGAGAAGGAGCUUAGGUCUGAUCCAGCUUACCUUACUUACUACUAUUCGAAUGUGAAUUUGAACCCUAGGCUUCCGCCUCCUUUGCUGUCUAAGGAGGAUUGGAGGUCCUCGCAGAGGUUGAAGGGUGGAAGUUCGGUUUUAGGUGGGAUUGGAGAUAGGAGGAAAACUAGUAGAGCUGAUGAUGGUAAUGGUAGAUCAAUGUUUUCAAUGCCACCGGGGUUUGAAUCUAGGAAACAAGACAGUGAGGUUGAGUCAGAAAAUAUUUCUGGCUCCACCGAAUGGGGUGGUGAUGGGCUGAUUGGUUUACCAGGAUUUGGACUUGCCAGCAAACAGAAGAGCCUUGCUGAAAUCUUUCAGGAUGACUUGGGGCGUGCAACUCCUGUGACAGGGCCCCCAUCUCGCCCAGCUAGCCGCAAUGCGUUUAAUGAAAAUGUUGAGACCAUAGGUUCAGCUGAAGCAGAGUUGGCUCAUUUACGCCGUGAAUUAUCAUCUGCAGAUGCUUUACGGUCUGGUGCAAGUGGCCAGGGCUCAGCUUCUGUCCAAAAUAUUGGCCAAUCUUCUUCUUAUAGUUAUGCUGCUGCUCUUGGUUCCUCCUUGUCUAGGAGUACCACUCCUGAUCCCCAACAUAUUGCCAGGGUUCCUAGUCCUUGUCCUACACCCAUUGGACAAGGGAGAGUUACAACAAGUGAAAAGAGAGGCACUGCUAGUUCAAACACAUUCAAUGGUGUCUCAUCUGGUAUCAAGGAGCCUGCAGAGUUGGUUGCUGCCUUUUCUGGCAUGAACUUGUCAACAAAUGGUGUAAUAGAUGAAGAAAGCCAUUUGCCAUCACAGGCUGAACAGGAUGUUGGCAACCACCGGAAUUAUCUCUUUGGUCUCCAAGGUGGUCAGAAUCACCUGAAGCAAAAUAGUUACUUAAAGAAGUCUGAAUCUGGGCAUUUACAUAUGUCUUCUGUUUCUCAAUCUGCCAAAUUGUCAUAUUCUGAUUUGGCUAAGAGUAAUGGUGGUGGAUCAGACCUCAACAGCUCAUCCUUGAUGGCUGAGAGGCAGGUUGAACUGCAAAAAUCAGCUGUUCCUGCCGGCAAUCCUUACAUGAAAGGAUCGCCUACCUCUACUCUUGGUGGUGGAGGUGGCUUACCUCCGCAGUAUCAGCAUCUAGAUGGUAUGAAUUCAUCACUUCCAAACUAUGGAUUGAGUGGGUAUUCCAUAAAUCCAGCAUUGGCUUCCAUGAUUGCCAACCAGCUUGGUACUGGUAACCUGCCACCAUUAUUUGAAAAUGUUGCCGCAGCAUCUGCAAUGACCAUCCCUGGAAUGGACUCAAGAAUGCUAGGAGGAGGUUUGGGAUCUGGAGCAAAUCUAACAGCUGGUUCAUUGGAAUCUCAUAAUCUUGGGAGAGGUGGGAGUCCCAUAGCAGGAAGUGCUCUUCAGGCACCUUUUGUUGAUCCAAUGUAUCUCCAGUACUUGAGGGCUCCUGAGUAUGCUGCUACCCAGCUUGCUGCUAUUAAUGACCCCUCAGUAGAUAGGAACUACUUAGGUAAUUCUAUAGGUAAUUCAUACUUGAAUUACCUUGAAAUUCAAAAGGCUUAUGGUCUUUUAUCAUCUCAGAAAUCACAGUAUGGAGUUCCAUUAGGUGGUAAAUCUGGAAGUUCUAAUCAUCAUGGUUAUUUUGGGAAUCCUGCCUUUGGUGUUGGUAUGUCAUAUCCUGGAAGUCCCCUGGCAAGCCCUGUCAUUCCGAACUCCCCUGUUGGACCUGGCAGUCCCAUAAGACACAAUGAGCUUAAUAUGCGUUUUCCUUCUGGAAUGAGGAACUUGGCUGGGGGCAUCAUGGGACCCUGGCACUUGGAUGCAGGAUGUAACAUGGAUGAAAGCUUUGCAUCAUCUCUACUGGAGGAGUUUAAGAGCAAUAAAGCCAAGUGUCUUGAACUUUCAGAAAUUGCUGGUCAUGUUGUGGAGUUCAGUGCGGAUCAGUAUGGGAGCCGAUUCAUCCAACAAAAACUUGAGACUGCCACGACGGAUGAAAAAAAUAUGGUUUAUCAGGAAAUCAUGCCCCAGGCUCUUGCUUUGAUGACUGACGUGUUUGGUAAUUAUGUAAUUCAGAAGUUUUUUGAGCAUGGGCUUCAAUCACAGAGAAGAGAAUUGGCUGGCAAGCUUUUUGGUCAUGUUUUGACACUCAGCCUUCAAAUGUAUGGCUGCCGAGUGAUACAGAAGGCCAUCGAGGUUGUUGAUCUAGACCAGAAAAUAAAAAUGGUUGAAGAGCUUGAUGGUCAUGUAAUGAGGUGUGUGCGUGACCAGAAUGGGAACCAUGUUAUACAAAAGUGUAUUGAGUGUGUUCCUGAAGAUAAUAUUCAGUUUAUUGUCUCAACAUUUUUUGAUCAAGUUGUGACUCUCUCCACCCAUCCGUACGGGUGUCGUGUGAUACAGAGGAUACUGGAACACUGCAAGGAUGCACAGACACAGAGUAAAGUUAUGGAUGAGAUUUUAGGAUCUGUUAGUAUGUUGGCACAAGAUCAAUAUGGAAAUUAUGUGGUUCAGCAUGUACUGGAACAUGGAAAAUCUCAUGAACGAUCUGCUAUCAUCAAAGAGUUAGCUGGGAGGAUUGUUCAGAUGAGUCAACAGAAGUUUGCCUCCAAUGUUGUAGAGAAGUGUUUAACUUUUAGUGGUCCUUCUGAACGCCAGCUACUGGUCAAUGAAAUGCUUGGCACUACAGAUGAAAAUGAGCCUCUUCAGGCAAUGAUGAAAGACCAGUUUGCAAACUAUGUUGUACAGAAAGUUCUGGAGACAUGUGAUGACCAGCAGCGUGAGCUGAUCCUUACAAGAAUAAAAGUUCAUUUAAAUGCUUUGAAAAAGUACACCUAUGGAAAGCAUAUUGUUGCACGUGUAGAGAAACUUGUUGCUGCUGGGGAAAGGAGAAUUGCUGCGCAGUCCCUGCACCCUGCUGCUUAG